This is a messenger RNA of Peromyscus maniculatus bairdii (prairie deer mouse), 2363 nucleotides long. It is a transcript of the gene Vps26c, whose product is annotated as VPS26 endosomal protein sorting factor C. NCBI's taxonomy places the organism in Eukaryota, Metazoa, Chordata, Mammalia, Rodentia, Cricetidae. The record is from RefSeq and is a predicted model, not a curated record. Gene Ontology annotation, biological process: intracellular protein transport.
GGAGAGGGGCGGGGCAGUGGGCGGGGCGGCCGGGUCACGAGGGCCGGGACGCCGCGGCCUCUGCGGAUAACCCGAGAUGGGGACCUCCCUGGACAUCAAGAUUAAAAGGGCGAAUAAAGUGUAUCACGCCGGGGAAGUACUCUCUGGUGUGGUGGUCAUCUCUAGCAAGGACUCUGUCCAGCACCAGGGAGUGUCCUUGACCAUGGAAGGGACUGUCAGCCUGCAGCUGAGUGCCAGAAGUGUGGGUGUGUUCGAAGCCUUCUACAACUCUGUGAAGCCGAUCCAGAUUCUCAACAGCACCAUAGACGUGCUGAAGCCAGGAAAGCUCCCCAGUGGCAAGACUGAGAUUCCCUUUGAGUUUCCUCUGCACGUCAAGGGCAGCAAAGUCCUGUAUGAGACCUACCACGGCGUGUUUGUGAACAUUCAGUACACACUGCGCUGUGACAUGCGGCGGUCCCUGUUGGCCAAGGACCUGACCAAGACCUGCGAGUUCAUCGUUCACUCUGCGCCUCAGAAGGGGAAGCUGACUCCGAGUCCCGUUGACUUCACGAUCACUCCGGAAACCUUGCAGAAUGUCAAAGAGAGGGCCUCACUCCCCAAAUUCCUCAUCAGAGGACAUCUCAACUCCACCAACUGCGCAAUCACGCAGCCCCUGACAGGCGAGCUGGUGGUGGAGCAUUCGGAUGCUGCCAUCCGGAGCAUAGAGCUUCAGCUGGUGCGGGUGGAGACCUGUGGGUGUGCAGAAGGCUACGCACGUGAUGCCACAGAGAUUCAGAAUAUUCAAAUUGCUGAUGGGGACAUUUGUAGAAACCUUUCUGUCCCUCUGUACAUGGUCUUCCCCAGACUGUUCACCUGCCCAACCCUGGAGACCACUAACUUCAAAGUGGAGUUUGAGGUUAAUGUGGUGGUCCUUCUUCAUGCUGAUCACCUCAUCACGGAGAAUUUCCCGCUGAAGCUCUGCCGGACCUAGUCUGGUCAUUUGCUCACACGUGGACGUCUCUCCGAUCAUCUGCUCACACGUGGACGUCUAUCCGAUCAUCUGCUCACACGUGGACGUCUAUCCGAUCAUCUGCUCACACGUGGACGUCUAUCCGAUCAUCUGCUCACACGUGGACGUCUAGCUGGUCAUCUGCUCACACGUGGACGUCUAUCCGAUCAUCUGCUCACACGUGGACAUCUCUCUGAUCAUGUGCUCACACGUGGACGUCCAUCCGAUCAUCUGCUCACAUGUGGACGUCGCACGAGUCCUCUGCUCGGACACCAUCCCUGGCAGCCUAUGUUUUCGUGAUUUCUCCUCACUGCCUCAAAGCUCGCUUCCUUCAGGUGCCUUGCCUCCGCCCUCUCCUCUGGAAUGCAACAGGAUUUCCUCGUGUGUGUUGGAAGAUCACAGAAAUCUUCCGACAGCUCCAGAUGUGCCUGCUUCUCUCUAGGUUCAGUGAAGCAGUGGUGUCUGCCGGUGAGAUCCGCUGGCCAGUGAGACCACGGAGCAGAAGGAACCCCCCUCCAGCUUGUCCAGACUCCUGACAGCGAAGGGCUGCAACCAGCAGGCUCAUAGGUUGAACCUGUGAUGCCCUCUAAGGAGUCAGUGACUUCCCCUGGAAAUGGGGAGCUUUUUCAGAACCUCUUGAGUUCCUGAUAAUGUUUCACUAGAACUUCAGAUUUUUUUAGGGAACUAGGAAAAAACAACAAAUGCCCUUGUUCUCACAGGCGUGAGGGAACCUGUGAAUGGUGGCUGGUGCUGGAGUUUUUGUGGUCUGUUGCACUGGCGUGCACACUUGAUGCUGCCAUAUUCCCAGGACAUACUGGAAGGCAGGGUGGUUGCAGAAGGGGACGCAUGUUGGCUGCUCAUUACUAGGUGAUUUUAGUGGCAGGAGACCAUGCUGAGGAAGGAUGAUGGACUUGGCCUUCCCUGACCCCGAGGGACCUGUGCUUUGAGCAGGGGUCUGGCCUGCAGACCUUUCCCUCAGCCUCACUGUGAGCCAGACCGUGUGGAGACAGUUGUGAUCUUGCUGCUGGUCAGGUGGACCACAGUGAGUACUCUGCACACUGGCUGGCUGGCCUGCCUUCACAGCUCCGGGGGGCCGGGGGACAGGCCCUGAGUGACCGCUGAUGGGACCUGGGGCUCCCCAGGGAAACUGAGGAGACUAGCCGAGUCACCUGACAGUGAGUUCCCAGACAGUGUGUUUUUGAUUUGUCAAUUUUUUAUGCUUGUGUCACAAUACUUACCUAUCCUUGAUGUAUUUAAACAAAAUCAAGUCGCCAAAAAUGGAGGCCGUACUUUCUGAUCAGUUUGCAAGGAAAAGUCAUCUUUAAUGACCAUUUUUUUUAACAAAUAAAGAAUGCUAAACAGCUUUUUAAAAUGA